Terrapene triunguis (Three-toed box turtle) is the source of this 1348-nucleotide messenger RNA. RefSeq names its product SVOP like (gene SVOPL). Gene Ontology annotation, molecular function: transmembrane transporter activity. Gene Ontology annotation, cellular component: membrane. The record is from RefSeq and is a predicted model, not a curated record. Gene Ontology annotation, biological process: transmembrane transport. Lineage: Eukaryota; Metazoa; Chordata; Testudines; Emydidae. The coding region runs from base 8 to 1348 and encodes 446 amino acids. The transcript is spliced from 12 exons.
AGAAGCCAUGGAGAUCAUGCUAAUAGCUGUUGUUUCUCCACUCAUCCGUUGUGAGUGGCAACUUAAUGACUGGCAGGUGGCUUUAGUGACAACGAUGGUGUUUUUUGGCUAUAUGAUAUUCAGUAUACUCUUUGGACUCUUAGCUGACAGAUACGGCCGCUGGAAGAUUCUGCUGAUCUCUUUCUUAUGGGGGGCCUAUUUCUCCUUGCUGACAUCAUUUUCUCCAUCGUACAUCUGGUUCGUUUUCCUCCGGGCCAUGGUGGGAUGCGGUGUGUCAGGCCACGCACAAGGACUUAUCAUAAAAACCGAAUUCUUGCCUACAAAAUACCGAGGGUAUAUGUUGCCCUUAUCUCAGGUUUUUUGGUUGGCAGGCUCCUUAUUAAUUAUUGGAUUGGCAUCAGUGAUUAACCCGACCAUAGGCUGGCGCUGGCUGAUCAGAAUCGCCUCUAUUCCAGGCAUCAUUCUCAUCCUGGCAUUUAAGUUCAUUCCAGAGUCUGCUCGGUACAAUGUAUCUACUGGAAAUAACAAAGCCGCCGUUGCAACACUGGAGAGGAUUGCCAAGAUGAACCGCUCAGUAAUGCCAGAAGGGAUCUUGGUGGAGCCUGUUAAUGAAAGACGAGGUAGAUUCAGUGACCUAUUGGACUCCAAAUACUUACGAACCACUUUGCAAAUCUGGAUCAUAUGGCUUGGAAUAUCUUUUGCUUAUUAUGGCGUCAUCCUGGCCAGUGCUGAGUUACUGGAGCGGGACAUGGUCUGUAGUUUGCAGACAGCAGCGAAGGAGUUGGGGGAUGAUUCAGAGGAAAGCCGCAGCCCAUGUCACUGUCGCUUGUUUGCCCCUUCGGAUUACCGGAUCAUGAUCAUCAGCACAAUUGGAGAGAUUGCAUUAAAUCCCUUAAACAUUCUAGGCAUCAAUUUCCUAGGAAGACGACUGAGCCUGUCUAUAACAAUGGGAUGCACUGCACUAUUUUUUCUCUUCCUUAAUAUCUGCACUACAAGUACGGGUCUGAUCGGUUUUCUCUUCAUGCUGCGUGCCUUGGUAGCAGCAAACUUCAACACCAUCUACAUUUACACAGCAGAGGUUUACCCUACCACAAUACGAGCUCUGGGAAUGGGGACAAGUGGUUCACUAUGUCGGAUUGGAGCUAUGGUGGCACCAUUUAUAGCACAAGUUCUCAUGAGUGCUUCGUUCCUCGGGGCCCUGUGCCUUUUCUCAGGCAUGUGUGUGGUGUGUGCCAUCUCUGCCUUCACUCUGCCCAUAGAGACCAAAGGAAGGGCGCUCCAGGUGUGUAAUAGCUCAUUUCUGACACAGCUACAGCUUUGUCCACAUGAGAAAAUGAUAUUGAUUUAA